This is a messenger RNA of Ruditapes philippinarum (Manila clam), 789 nucleotides long. Its product is annotated as endoglucanase-like. Lineage: Eukaryota; Metazoa; Mollusca; Bivalvia; Venerida; Veneridae. The record is from RefSeq and is a predicted model, not a curated record. Bases 116 to 739 code for a protein of 207 amino acids. The transcript has 5 exons.
UCAUAUGACCUACUAGGAAUAGCCUUUAUGUUGAUAACAACUCUCAUGUCAAAAUUUGUGACUAUUUUUUGGUUAUAUAAAGAAAAUAAGUUCCACACAUGAACAUAAUUGCAAAAUGUGUCCCAAAGCGCUUGUCACCAUUUUGGUCGUUGUUGGUUUGGUGUAUGUCGAGGCGGGGCAGAAAUGUACCGGAAGUCCAAGGAUGUAUAACGGAAAGAGGUGUGCGUCGACAACUCACUACCAUGACGCCCAUAAAGGUGCAUGUGGUUGCGGACCGGACAAUAACGACAAUCAGUUCAGUUGGAAUGCCAACAGCUUUGUAACUGCUCCGAGUCAGCACUUGUUUGACGCUAGUGGUAAAGGUUGGUGUGGUUCCAUGUGUGGAAGGUGUGUGAAACUCACCACAACAGGUGGAUUUGUCGAUGGACAAGGCUCAUACACACCGCCCGGUCAAAGUGCCGUAUUUAUGACAACAAACUUAUGUCCAAAUGAAUAUCCCAAUCUUAGUUGGUGUAGUCAAAGCAGUCAAAAUGGAUACAAAAAUCAAUACGGUUACGGAGAGCAUUUUGACCUUGAAAACGGCGCAGGACAGGUUUCUGGACUGGGCUGGAAUAACCCAGAGGUCACGUGGGAAUGGGCUGACUGUAAUUCAGCACACUCCCAUAACAGUAAGACACCAAAUGAUGGAAUGUAUCAUCAGUGCUAUUGUGGAAAACACCCAGGUGGCGGCAAGAAAUAAUUAAACAACUUUUGUUUUGAGUUUUUCUUAUUAAAAGUCUAAAAUAAAUA